AUUUUCCCAAAAAAUGUUUGGCGUACACAGGUGUAGACAUUUUGUGGCAGAACUCCACAAUUUUAAUUUCCGAACGAGAUGUCAGCAGCGGCGGCUGGUCUUAUCCUACCAGUUCCAGGAUUUUGCUGCACCAGAUUACGAUGCACGGCCCAAAGUCCCGCCUUCAGAGUCGACUUUCCACCCCACAAAUCUGUGCACUGGGAUAGCAGAAAUUUCACCAUGAACGGCGCUGUUGCGGCCCGAAUCAAUGCACACAACGAGGAUCAGGGCGGUCUUGCGGCGCUCGAACAAGAACCUCUGAUCAAUGACUCCAUAGUCGUGGCAGCUUCUCGACUUGAAGCCACUCUGAAUAACACGAGUAAGUGGCUUUUUGCUGUGCUUUUUGGUUUAACCUUGGUCUCGAAACAUGAUGCACAAGCACUUUGGGCUUCUAUAGGUUCUGUUCUCAAUUCUCUUCUGUCAUACAUCCUGAAGAGAAUACUGAACCAGAGACGGCCUGUUUCCACCUCAAGAUCGGAUCCUGGAAUGCCGUCAUCACAUGCACAGUCAAUCUUCUAUAUCGUCACAUUUACUACCAUCUUGAUGAUUCAAAGUUUUGGACUGAGUGGACUCACAGCAGCACUCGGUGGGCUUAUCUUUGCACUUGGCUGUUACUUUGAUCUGGCAUCGGGGAGGAUGAUUGGCGGUGCUAGAGAGGAAGAUGGACUAUAUCUUUGAUGAAGGGACUGAAUUAAAUAAACAAGGUCAAGUCAUGGCUACGGAUUUCCCAAAAGCUUCAUACAACUAGCCAAGUAUUUGUGGGUGCUAUGGUAGGGUUUGGCUUCUCCAUUUUGUGGUUCUGGUUAUGGGAUGCAAUUAUGUUGAUGGCAUUUCAAUCUCUCGUUUGGUUCCGGGCUAUUGUUAUUCUUUCUGCUGCUGGGUUAUGCUCCGGCUUUCUCGUUUAUGUUAUUCGAUAUUGGAUCCUAGAUGAACAAAGGAAGAUUUCUGAAAUCAAAUACCCAGAUAGAAGCUAACAAUAUAUGUUGCAUACGUACGUACAUGGUGGAAACUGAAUUAACUUGAGAAGAACAAGUAAUAUUGUUUGAUCUCGCAAGAGGGAAAAUGGCUUUUGUCCACUUGUGUAUUUCUUUUCCUUCUUUUGUGCCUUUGUAGGCUUGUGAUAUAAGUCAUACUUCCUCCGUUCUUAAAUAAGUGCAACACUUUC
This is a messenger RNA of Cuscuta epithymum, 1204 nucleotides long. NCBI's taxonomy places the organism in Eukaryota, Viridiplantae, Streptophyta, Magnoliopsida, Solanales, Convolvulaceae. The record is from the annotation of a GenBank genome assembly.